AUGGCCGCCGCGACGAUUCUCCCGCUGGAGCUCGUUGAUCGAUGCAUCGGCAGCUCGAUCUGGGUCGUGAUGAAAGGCCAGCGUGAAUUUGUCGGGAAGCUGCUUGGCUUCGACGACUAUGUUAACAUGGUCCUGGAAGACGUGACGGAAUACGAAAACACCGCCGAGGGGUACAAAAAGACGCACUUGGCCAAGACGCUGCUCAACGGCAACAACAUCUGCGCGCUGAUCCCUGGUGGCCAAGGCCCUGAGGCAUGA
This is a messenger RNA of Malassezia pachydermatis, 258 nucleotides long. RefSeq lists its product as hypothetical. Lineage: Eukaryota; Fungi; Basidiomycota; Malasseziomycetes; Malasseziales; Malasseziaceae. Gene Ontology annotation, cellular component: Lsm1-7-Pat1 complex; U6 snRNP; U4/U6 x U5 tri-snRNP complex. The coding region runs from base 1 to 258 and encodes 85 amino acids. The transcript has 4 exons. The record is from RefSeq and is a predicted model, not a curated record. Gene Ontology annotation, biological process: mRNA splicing, via spliceosome. Gene Ontology annotation, molecular function: RNA binding.